GUUCACACACAUGCGCAGUGUGGAGAACACACAGUCAAGCAAUAGGGCAGUAUGAAGUUCUCGGCUGUCUGUACGUUAUGGGGCUGCUUACUACUAUACAGCCUGUGGAAUGUGCGAGCAGAAGAGCUUCGGCACCCACCUAGUAGGAUAGCAAUUGUUGGUGCAGGAAUUGGAGGGUCGUCGGCAGCAUAUUUCAUGCGCCAGAAAUAUGGAAAACAUGUCCAGAUCGACCUGUUUGAGAAGGAAGAGGUGGGAGGUCGCUUGGCAACGGUGGAAAUAGAAGGUUCCCAGUAUGAGGCUGGAGGAUCAGUUAUACACCCUUUAAAUCUACACAUGAAAACAUUUGUUAAGGAGCUGGGCUUGUCCAGUCGAUCAGGAUCUGGAAACUUGAUUGGAAUUUACAAUGGGAAGGAGUUUAUUUUUGAAGAGAGUGGAUGGUUUUUGAUUAAUGGAUUCAAGAUGCUUUGGCAAUAUGGCCUGAACUUCCUGCGUAUGCACAUGUGGGUGGAAGACAUGAUGGAUAAAUUCAUGAGGAUUUAUCGCUACCAGUCUUUUGAUUACUCAUUCUCCAGCACAGAAUCUUUACUUCAUGCUGCUGGGGGCAAUGACUUCAUUGAGAGGCUUAACAUGACUAUUGAUGAGAGCUUGCAGAAAUCUGGCUUUUCUCAGAGGUUUAUCGAUGAUAUAGUGAAUCCAGCAAUGAGAGUAAACUAUUUACAGGAUGUAAAAAUCAAUGGCUUUGUUGGAGCAGUGUCUCUGGCUGGUACAGACUCAGGGCUUUGGUCAGUGGAAGGUGGGAACAAGCUUGUGUGCUCUGGUCUUAUUUAUGCCUCUAAGGCACAAUUAAUUCAGGGCACUGUCACCUCAGUGCAAGAAAGAACACGUCCAUUAAGAACAGGUGGAUCAGUGAAGCUAUACGAAGUAAGCUAUGAGACCUCGGAAGGUUCCCACUUGGACAUGUAUGAUAUAUUAGUGAUUGCAACUCCUCUCAACAAGGGCAUUUCCAACAUUAACUUCCUGGGUUUCAGCCCUCCCAUUGAGACUUUCUCCAAACGCUACCAACAAACAGUAGCCACGUUUGUACAUGGACGGAUCAAUGCCUCCUUCUUUGGGUGUCUGCUACCCUGCCAGUUUAAGCUAUCUGAAAUCUUGACAACAAAUGAUCCCAAAUUGUUCUUUAGCAGUAUUGGUGCUGUGAGUCCUGUGAAACCAUCUCAAACAGAGAAUACAAAACUCAAUGAUCUUAAAGUAUGGAAGGUUUUUUCGACUGAGCCACUAAGAGAAGAUCAGCUGCAUCUCCUUUUUGAAUCGUAUCAUGCAGUAAUUGUGAAAAAGUGGCUGGCUUAUCCUGUAUACAAUCCUCCAGAAAAACUACCUCCUGUUAUUCUCCAUGACAGAAUGUAUUACAUUAAUAGCAUAGAAUGGGCUGCAAGUGCCAUGGAAAUGAGUGCCAUCUCAGCCAAAAAUGUUGCCUUGCUUUCUCAUCAUCGCUGGUAUGGCAAGGAAGAACAGAUUGACCAGGAGAACUUAACUGAAAGGCUCAAAUCUGAGCUGUAAGUGGUUUUGAAUAUUACAAACUGAUUUCACUAGCCAUUAUUUGCAACACUUAUUAACACCAUAAUAAAGUUUGUGUGGGUCUUUA
Molecule: messenger RNA, 1642 nt
Organism: Bombina bombina (fire-bellied toad)
Lineage: Eukaryota; Metazoa; Chordata; Amphibia; Anura; Bombinatoridae
Gene: PCYOX1
Product: prenylcysteine oxidase 1
Exons: 6
Coding region: 52-1557 (501 amino acids)
Biological process (GO): prenylcysteine catabolic process; prenylated protein catabolic process
Molecular function (GO): prenylcysteine oxidase activity
Source: RefSeq, a predicted model, not a curated record